GAGAUCAUGAGUAAUCAUUCUAUUGCUCAGUUGUUGAGAUUGAUCGGACUGCCUCAGUACAUCAGUUUACUGGAGAGACACUGUUACGGUCUGGAGGGUCUCCUGUACGUAACUGAAGAUGAUCUGAGACUGAUGGGGGUAGAGGAUCCAGAUCACAUAACAACCAUCAUAACCUAUUUGAAGAAACAACAACCGAAAACACAACCAGACACAAAGAGUGACAGCACACGCAGAAUAAGCCGGAAGUUCUCUCUGACAUCAUCACUCGACCUGGUCAAGCCCACCGCCACCCUUUUCCGUCAAAGCAUCGUGCCGCGACUGUGCCUUCGAGACUACAAAGGCUCCACCCCCUGUCUCCGGCUCCCCCCUGAAAUCCACGAGGAAGACCACGCCCCCUCCGGCAAGCACAGCCGGAGGAAGAGCGUGUCAGCCUUCAUCAGUCAGGUGAGUGUGUUCUCGGGUCUGAGGGACAUGGACUCUCUGAAGAAAGAGCUGGAGGAGGAACUGAAGCUGAGCUCUGAAGAUCUCAGGAGUCACGCCUGGUAUCAUGGACAGCUGCCGCGUGAGGGGGCGGAGCAGCUGUUGUGUAGAGAUGGUGAUUUUCUGGUGCGUGACUCCAGCUCGUGUGCGGGUGAGAACGUACUCAGCUGCAUGUGGAAGAAUCAACACAUGCACUUUAAAGUCAUACGAGUUGUGUUGAGACCCAAACAGGGUUACUCUCGAGAGCUGUUUCAGUUCGAGAACGAUCAGUUCAACAACAUACCUGCCUUAAUCCGGUUUCAUGUUGGUGGACGGCGGCCAGUCUCAAACUCUACAGGGGCCAUUAUUUUUCAUCCAAUCACACGCACCCUUCCGCUACGCAUCAUCAGCGAGCGCCUGGCCGCGAGAUCGGUCAGCACAUCUGAUUUGUCGAGAGGUCCGAGCAAGAGGCGGAGUCUGAGCUCUUCUCAGAAAGACACGCUACUGGUCAACAACCUGCUCAGGAGUGGGAGUCAGCCGGCUAACCUGGAGACAGUGGGUAGACCAUCACUGCAAUCAGCACAAUCUGACAGCAACCUCCGCAUAUGUGCACCUCAGAAGUGUCUGUCACACGAGUCCAGCCCCGCCACCAUCUCGCCGGUGUUCCGCACAGGAAGUGAACCUCUGCUCAGCCCGGCCACUUCCUGUAGAGCAUCUUCACCCAGCCAAUGGCGGCUUGGCGGCUCCCCUCUCCUUGGCUCUGACGGACAGCUGCACUCCCGAGCUCCGCCCAAACCGCUGAGAAUCUCCAUCCUGGUGUCUCCGGCAUCAUCGGGCGAGCAGGAGACAGACCCCGUCGGUCUGUACGGUGAGCUGGUGCCUCAGGUCCCAGUCACCAUGCUGCCCAAAGGUCACGCGGCUCGUCUCCGCGCUCAGGAGAAAUGGACCAGCCGCGCUCGGAUCACGGAAACCAGCUUCGGCUUCCUGGAGGCGCAGAAACUGGAGGAGGAGCAGAGCAAGAGCGCAGCGGGGGAGAGAGACUGGCAGUUUGAGCGGCCGCAGAUGGAGACCGCCUCCUGCUUCCGCCUGGAUGAGUUUCGCUCGCUGCUGCUGCCGGAAAACAACCGUCCGCUGGAUCAUAGCACGUUGGCGCGGGUCAAAGAGCUGCUGACGCACACCGACGCCCACACCACCGCCCUGCACAUGCUCAGCGUCAACUGUCAGGUGGCUCGCAUCACGGGGGUGACAGCCGAACAGAAGAGGAUGAUGGGAGUCGAAACGGGUCUGGAGCUCAUAACUCUACCGCAUGGAGGUCAGCUGAGACAAGACCUGCUGGAGAGGCACCACGUUUUGGCUCUGGGUAUGGCGGUGGAUCUUCUGGGCUGUACGGGAUCAGUGGGUCAGAGGGUGACUGUGCUGCACAAGAUCAUCCAGCUGGCGCAGGAGUUGCGUGACACGACUCACGACCUGUAUGCAUUCUCUGCUGUCAUGAAGGCCCUGGAGCUGCCGCAGGUGGUGAGGCUGGAGAUGACGUGGAGAGCGUUGAGGAGGAGUCACACUGACAGCGCCGUGCAGUUUGAAAAGAGUCUCAAACCCUUCAUGAAAUCCCUUCAGGAGGGAGACGACUCUGUGUUUUCGGGGCCGUUGUCUCUUCCUCACAUGGUUCCUCUGUUGAGGUUGAUGGAGGGAGAGGAUUGUGUUGAAUCUACAGACGAAGGUUGUCAGCUUCUCUUUAAUCUGCUGCACUCAGCACGCAACGCAGCUCUAAACGCCAGCGACUACACACAACAUGCUAACAGCCUGCUGUCAGGUGGCUGGGAGUCAAUCCCCGAGCUGCUGGAGGUGUUUCAGACAGAGUUCGCUCUGCGCCUCUUCUGGGGUGAAACCGGCGCCAAGACUGAACGCAAGGAGCGCUACGCCAAAUUCGACAGGAUCCUCACUGUCCUCUCCAACAAACUGGAACCUGAUGAAAUGUCUAAAGUUUGACAUAAAGUCUGAUGUGCUGACAGAAACAGAACUGAAGCAUUCAAUCCUCGAUUAUUUGAGUUUUAAUGUUGAUCAAACCUGCAGAACACAGUGAGACUCACUUCAGCCGUGUGUGUGUGAAAAAUCUUCUCACAAAUGUAUAAAUCAUCACCGUUCUUCAUCUUUAUGUGUAUGUUUAUAUUCUGCAUUCAUAUUUUACAAGUUUUUCCACGGUAUGGAAAAUACAGAGUUUAUUAACCUUAAAUCCUGUUUACACAUUGUAUUACACCUAAAGCAAAUAACAACAAUCGUUUUAGUUGAAUCAAAUGACCCCUUCAAAGUCCCCGUGAACCAGAAGCUGCAAACUUUUUUACUUCCAUAUGCAUUUCCGAGUGACAUGGAAUUUUGAAUGAGAAAAAAUAGUGGCCAUGGCUUGCGUCUUUCUUUGCGAUUUGAUUGGAUGUAUAAAAACAGCCGUUGCAUUUAGACGGAGAGAUGAAAGGGAGGAGUUAACGGAUGCUCCGCCCAAGCCCUCUAAAUUACAUGGAAUGAAGUGCAUUUACAGGUUUUAACUGAAGAUUUUGAGGACACAAAUUUUACAAAGAGAAUGACCCACAUUGACAAACUAUUUACAAAAAAAGCUGAAACAUUUCAUGAAAAAAUAGGAAUUGUCACUUUUAAUUUAACUGGGACUUUAACAAACAUAUAUAACCCGAAAAUACCAUAGUUUUAUAGUUGGUGCUCUUGCACAGGUGAAUGUGAACAUGGUAACACCAUGGUAUAAAAAUAUUUCUGUGGGAAUAUCCAAAUACCAGAGUGUUUUUGUGUAAAAACUUGUGUGUCCUCGUCUAAUGUAGUUUCUAGUUCUGAAAUAUCAAAAAUGAAAGUCAACAGUG
Messenger RNA from Triplophysa dalaica, 3320 nucleotides. RefSeq names its product SH2 domain containing 3A (gene sh2d3a). The record is from RefSeq and is a predicted model, not a curated record. NCBI's taxonomy places the organism in Eukaryota, Metazoa, Chordata, Actinopteri, Cypriniformes, Nemacheilidae. Gene Ontology annotation, biological process: positive regulation of peptidyl-serine phosphorylation; small GTPase-mediated signal transduction. Gene Ontology annotation, molecular function: guanyl-nucleotide exchange factor activity; phosphotyrosine residue binding. The coding region runs from base 7 to 2445 and encodes 812 amino acids. The transcript has 15 exons.